Messenger RNA from Dipodomys ordii (Ord's kangaroo rat), 2059 nucleotides. RefSeq names its product nibrin (gene Nbn). The transcript is spliced from 13 exons. Gene Ontology annotation, molecular function: protein binding; damaged DNA binding. The coding region runs from base 139 to 1917 and encodes 592 amino acids. Gene Ontology annotation, biological process: telomere maintenance; mitotic G2 DNA damage checkpoint signaling; double-strand break repair via homologous recombination. Gene Ontology annotation, cellular component: Mre11 complex; nucleus. The record is from RefSeq and is a predicted model, not a curated record. NCBI's taxonomy places the organism in Eukaryota, Metazoa, Chordata, Mammalia, Rodentia, Heteromyidae.
GACCACGUCCCAGUUUGCGCGGGGCUCGCCCGCUCUCCGGAGCGCGCACGUCUCGGAGCGGGGCGUUGUGAGCCCGCGCCCGGCGGAGGGCCGGGAAUCCGCGGCUGUGCUCCGCCGGGACUCGAGGGCGCCGGAACCAUGUGGAAGUUGCUCAGGGCCCCGGCCCCCGGAGAACCAUACAGACUUUUGACUGGUGUUGAGUACAUUGUUGGAAGGAAAAACUGUGCUAUUCUAAUUGAAGAUGAUCAGUCAAUCAGUCGAAAUCAUGCUGUGUUAACAGCUAACUUCUCUGUAACCAACUUGAGUCAAACAGAUGAUAUUCCUGUAUUAACAAUAAAAGAUAAUUCUAAAUAUGGCACAUUUGUUAAUGAGGAAAAAAUGCAGAAUGGCCUUUCCCAAACACUAAAAACAGGAGAUAGAGUUACCUUUGGAGUGUUCGAAAGUAAAUUCAGAGUAGAAUAUGAGCCUUUGGUUGUAUGCUCUUCUUGUUUAGAUAUCUCUGGGAAGACUGCUUUAAAUCGAGCUGUUUUGCAACUUGGAGGACUUACUAUAAACAACUGGACAGAAGAAUGUACUCACCUUGUCAUGGUAUCAGUUAAAGUUACCAUUAAAACAAUAUGUGCACUUAUUUGUGGAUGUCCAAUUGUGAAGCCAGAAUAUUUUACUGAAUUUAUCAAAGCAAUUCAGUCCAAGAAACAGCCUCCACAAAUUGAAAGGUAUGUUUCAAAUAUGAUGUUUUCAGAAUUAAAGACAACGCCAGGGCCAAGCCUUUCUCAAGACUUGUCAGUCAAUGAAAAAAUAAUUCCAAGUGCUCCUGUGAAUGGUACAUUGAUCAUGAAUGGCUCAGAAUCAGAGCAACUAGAUGCUUGUAUAUAUUUGAGUGAAAUGUCAAAAGAAGUAAAAAUUUCUGGAAUGGAACAGAAAUUUAGAACACUUUCGCAAGAAACAUCUACUACAAAGGAGCCCUUCCCAAAUAAUAGUAAUAAUAAUACAGUAUCAAAUACUUUAGUUAAAACUAAGUUUUCAGACCGUCAGCUUUCACCAACUAAAGUCCUACCUGUAAAUAAAAGUAGAGCUUCAGCUUCUCAACAGCAGCUGAAUUCAAUCAAAAACUACUUUCAACCAUCUUCUAAAAAAAGGGAAAGGGAUGAAGAAAAUCAAGAAUUGUCUUCAUCCAAGUCAGCAAGAAUAGAAAUGUCUUGUUCUCUUUUAGAACAGACACAACCAACGACACCCUCAUUGUGGAAAAAUAAGGCGCAAGAUUCAUCUCAGGAUGAGCCCAUGGGCAAAGAAUCAGAUAACUUAUUUUCAGAUGAUGUAGAUUUAAAAUCUGAUGUGAAAAAUUCUGCCAGUAAAUUUCUUUCUUCAGAAAAAAGAAAAAUUGAUAUUUCAGCCAUAGAAGAUGAGAUAUUAGAAAAUUUACUCAAGGACACAAAGCCAGAGUUAGGAAAUAAUGUGAAAGUUGAAAAGCCAGAGGAAGAUGGGAAUAUUAGAAAAAAGCCAAAGAUGGAUAUAGAAACAAACAACUCUAAUGAUGAAACAAUACCGGAAAGGAGUAACAUAUCUGUCAAUGAUGAACUUCAGGACAGUAGUGAAAUGCUUCCAAGAAAGGUACUACUGACUGAAUUUAGAUCACUAGUGGUUAGUAACACCACUUCCAGAAAUCUGUGUGGGGUAAAUAAUAAUUAUGGUCAACUCAAGAAUUUCAAGAAGUUUAAAAAGGUCAUAUAUCCUGGAGCAGGAAAACUUCCACGCAUCAUUGGAGGAUCUGAUCUAAUACCUCAUCAUGCUCGAAAGAAUGCAGAAUUAGAAGACUGGCUGAAGCAGGAAAUGGAGGUACAAAAACAACAUGCAAAGGAAGAGUCUCUUGCUGAUGACCUCUUUAGAUAUAAUCCUAAUGUCAAAAGGAGAAGAUAACUGAGAACUUCAAAUGGAAAUUAUGAAAACAUGUUUCUAGAAGUUACUUCAAACUAACAGAUAAAUGAAUAGCCUAUACAAAAAGGUUUAAGUUGCAAAGUAUUUUGUCUUAAGUUUGUUACAUAAAAUGCAUACAACUCCA